This is a messenger RNA of Porites lobata, 13690 nucleotides long. Lineage: Eukaryota; Metazoa; Cnidaria; Anthozoa; Scleractinia; Poritidae. The record is from the annotation of a GenBank genome assembly.
CCUAGCUUUCAAUAUGGCGGACAAAGUCAGAUGAGAACUUGAAAUCAAUAUACAGAACUUUUCAUAAAGCUAUGGCUAACGACAACUGUAUACCGCCAGUUAAGAGAACUGUGAUUGUUUUAGACCAUAGUCCUAAAUUCCUUGGGCUGUCCAAGCAGCAUAUUGAUUUUGAUAGCGGAAGUAAAAAGAGCAAGAGCAAAAGUUCUGGAAGUGGUGGUACGUCGCCUGUUUACAAGACUUCUUGGACAUGCAGCAUCGAGGCUGCGGUAGAAUACAGUAGAAUUGUAUAUGACAUAUUCCCCAAAGAAUAUCUGGUAAGUGCGUUUAGGGAUGCUUCAUAUUAGGUUAGUCAGGGUUAGUGCAUGUUCAGUAUAAAGUACAAAAAGAGCUGGAUGUAUAAGUUAUUUUAAAAAACGGUACGAUUUCCUCACAGCCUCAUACAUUUAUUAUGCAUGCUGAAAUCUCGUAUUAUUUCUCAGAAACACUUUAAAAUGAAUAGAGUCGAAACAUUAUACCUGCCAACUUUCACGCGUUAUACGUGAGUCUCACGCCUGCGGACUAAAGACAUCAAUCUCACGCAUCAAGGACAAUUUCUCACGCCUGACUCACAAAUCCAGACAAAUUGUUAUUUUUAAUACAUGAUUAAUAACGAAAAUUUACUGUGCUUUUCAUAAACACGCGAACUCUGAAGUUCAAAAACCAACAGUGACGUUUGCAUUUUUCACUGCCGUCAAUCAUCUUAACGGACCUCUUAGGAAACAGAACUUUGCUUAAACGGGUUCAUAAGGCCAAGGUUUGUGAUCUGUGAUUGGUGGAUUUUGAUCCGUUUUGUGUGUUUCUGUGUUUCAACGUUCAUUGCUUGUGAUCAUAAUUAUGAUUGACGGCAGCGAAAAUGCAAUUGUGAAGGCGGCUUUUGAAUUUUAGAGUUCGCAUGUUUGUGAAAAGCGCAGUAAUUCGAUUUGCACAAAAAUAUUCCAAAAAGGCUUUGAAUGAUGACCUUGUGUCCUAAUGAAAUCAAAACAUGCGAAAGUUGUCGACAUUUUUAGUGCUCAAAGGUUGGUGGAUCAUUUUUCGGGAAUUUUCGGUAAAGUUUAGAGGGCUUCAGAAAAUUAGCGGAAAUCCUUGCAAGAUGCUGGGACAUUUUUGAAAAUUGUGCGAACAUGGCAAGGCAAAAAUCUCACGCAUUUGACCCAGAAAAAGUUGGCAGCUAUAAAACAUGUGUGCAUAACUAAUGUAGGCGAUUUUUAAACGGAAGCAGCUGAAAAAUGGCAAUGCAUUUGGCAGUGACCAAUUUGUUUCCUUUCAAUCACAGCAUUAAUGGCAAGUAGUUAGGAAACCAGCCAGCAGAUGGCCUGGUCUUUUACUGUUCUGAACUCAACAACCAAUUAAAUAUAAGUGAUACUGAUGAUGGUGGCAUUUACUGUGAAACUCACAAAACCGUGAACACCAGAAAUAUUCAUGGAAUGUUAUUAUGUUGCGAAGAGAAAGCCAAUAAGGUGUGAGAAAUCAAGACCGCAAACAGCAACAGUAGUUAGUUUGUGGUUUUCAUGGUUUGCUCGCACUUCCUGAACUUUAUUGUGAUUGGUCACUACACAAUCAAUAUUGCUGAAAAUUUUCAGCCAUUCAUGGUUUUCUGAGUUUGAUAGUAAUAGUAAUAAUAAAAAUAAUUAUAAUAAAAUAUUUAAAAUGUUUAAUUUAAGGGGUAAGAUUUCCACUCAGCCCUCAGUUUUUGCCCCUGUAAAGAUUCCACUUUUAUUUACAAAGUGUUUUUAGUUAGUCAUAUUUUACAGCUAAUCCAAACAUUAAAACAUAAUGUGUUAAGAGAAGAAACAAAAUAAACUUCUCUUAGCUCAACUUUUUUUGAAUUCACCCUUUUGGUGACCUAAAAUAAUAACAUAAAAUGGUCACCAGAAAAAAAUUAUUACAACAAAGGAAACCUUGUGCAAUAUUACUUGAGAGGUUAAGAGAAUCAAAAUGGCCUCCAAACUAUCACAGCUGAAUUUUUCGAGAUCUGCCCAAUAUCUCAAGGCUAUUAAAAAUCCUAUGGUUUGGACACAUUACCACGAAACACAGGUCACAAGUCUCCAAAUUUCACUCCAAUUUUAUUUGUCAAUUUUUUUCUGCUUGCCAUGGCAACCAAAGCAGUUGUAGCUUGGAGUGUUGAAGAAGUUCAGUUAUCAAGAGAGCUAUGGUUAGGAGGAUGUUUAUAUGAGGUGGGAUUGUUAAAAAGGGGAACAGAGUUGUUCUAGAAUGCAGUUAUUGGCUAUGUAUACUGUUGUCUUCUCCCAAACCAUUCUUACCCCCCCCACAAUUAAAGACUGUAUGACAGGGUCUGUAUCUUGCAUAAAUGUUUGUUUCAUAGGUGAAGGUAGUUGUAUCUGAUGAAAAUGCUCAUGUGCUUAAUUCGUGGUCUCAUGAACAACAGUGUAUUCCUCAGGUCAGGUGAUUUCAAAUGGUCAUAAUAGAUUAUAAUAUUUAGUUAAUUAAUAUACUGAUAGAACAGUUAUAUCCUAACUUAUUUGAUUGAAUGAUGGUAUUAUUCAAGAUAAAGCUGUUACAUUUUGUCCAACCACUUAUGUAAUAUCAGUGACAGAAAAAUAUAACAACAAUAAUAAUUUCAAGGACAUACAUGUAAUGUUACAUGUGGAGGAAAACAUUUCAGUUUAAAAGAAUGGUGGUAGUGUACCAGAACUUGGCCUGUACUUUACCUGCAAAAUACAUGUAGAUCAUUUUGUUGCGGCAUAAUGUGACCUCCAGGAAAUUCCACAUAAUUCACUCCAAACUAUAUGCAACUCGUUAGAAGGCCUGAUCCUUUUUGUUGCUAAAACAAUUUACCAUUGGUACCCUAUUACUACAUAUGUAGCAGAAUCCUGAUUUUUCUCAAAUCCGUGAUUUUUCUAUCCUCUAGAUAGUUGGAACAAAAACUGACUAGCUUUCACCAGUUAUAUUACAAAAAUUUAUUGUAAUUUUGAACCUGCAAAAUUCCUGAUUAUUUCAAUCCAUUUUCUCUUCCCCAAGAAGGUCAAGAAACAGGAAUUCCGCUCACUGUAGUACUCCUUGAAAUGUAAUCUCAGUCGUACAUUGUGAUCAUGUGUAUGGAGCUUGCUCUGUGAAUUAUCUAGGCCUCUUAGUGAAGCUUGGAAAUAAAUAAAUAAAUAAGUAUAGGCUGAGUGUAAUAAAAUAUUAAAACUGAAUAUUUAUUUGACAGAUACUCAAAUCAUUUGCCAGCCUGGGACCACCUAAUGAGGACAGUGAAGAGGAAUGUUCUAUUAUGCAUGGGUUAACAAGUGCUGUGCAGUGUCUAAGUGAAGUAUUACCUCAAAAUUCCAAACAUAACCAAGCAAACAGAAAAAAUGCAGGAGAUGGCAGAAUAAUCUGCAUAACAAAUUUGAAAAGGUUGGUAAAAAGAUGAAGAUCUUCAUUAUGUUAGGUAAAAAGUUAAACUAACAACUUUCUAAACCAGUACCUCACAAAAAUAAUAUGAAGACAAAGGAGGUAAUUAUGCCGUGCUCAAAGUAAUAGCCAGUCAACAGAGAAUGUCCAGCCAAGAUGACUGUUUGGUCCAGAUAAACAUUUUUUUUAUUAUUAUAUCAGUGUAUAGGAUGUUAUUAUAAUUAUUUUUAUUAAAUUAUAAUAACUUUUUUUACAGUGAGGCCCAUAUUCAAACCCUUUUUGCUUGUGUGACUGAUGCUGUAAGACAGCAAGAAAGUGAAUCAAGUAACAGGUGAUGGAUAACAUAUAUUUUUUAAAUCAGUUUGCAGUGUACUUACUGACAAGGUUACUGACAAAAUUUGACAGAACAAAAAUGUCAGAGGGUGGCUUGUUCAGCAAAGACAGUAACUUUAAUUUAUCCUCAACCCCCUAAUAUUGGCUUGCCAGGGAUUUAACUGACAGUAUCUCACUGCUUAUCAGCUCUCAUCCUCUUAUGUACUACAUGUACCGUAUUAAUUCGGUAUACAGAUAAUACUCUUUUCCCAAGUUUAUCAUCUAGUAUGCAGUGAAACAUGCCAAAUUAUCUUCUUUUUUUAAGUUUGAAGCACACAGAUCUGAUUUUAGUUCAUGUUCCUUUGAGUGGAGACAGUGGAAAGGUCACAGAAAAAACAAUAAAGGUGAUAAAAACUGCUUGCUAAUUUUAGUGCUUAGGAAAUAAUCGUUUUGGGGUUCAUAGAUAUUUUCUUGAUUCUUUCACUAUGACAUCUGAGCCCAAGAAAAUGACAAGUCAGAUUUGUUUGAAAAAAAAUUCAAAGCACGACAUAUGUUCAGCCACAGCAUUUGUACCCAAGAGGUGUCUUUGUUUAUUAAAAGUAGCUUUCAUUUUUAUAUUAAUAUUAUUGUAACUAUUUCAAUCUUUCCAGUUUUGAAAAACCAUUUUCUCCAAUGCUCUGCUUUGCAUAAAGUUUCAUGUGAUCUGGUCAAAAUGUGUAUGAUCAGUUUACAUUGAAAGCGAGUUAAAAUGCGGGUGAUCCAAUUACAUUCCAUGCAUUCCAAUCAUUCUUGUUGGACGUCCAAAUGAAUUCUGGCUACAUAUGUGUCAUGUAUGUGUAAUAGCAGCAUGGAGAUUAGGAUUGCAGGUACCUCUAUUAAAUUGCCUGAAAGAAUUUUGUAUGACCUUAUGACCUUUUUUUAAUGAUCUAGCCAAAAGUUAACUAAGGUAACUCUGACAGAUUAAAAAAAUAAUGCAUUUGUACAUAUAAAAGUCAUUGUAUUGUUUAACAUGUCCCGGGGCAAAUUUUUACCUAUUGUUUAUACAACAUAGGAAAUGAUGUAAGAGAAUUUUGGUACAAUUUUGUCCACAGUCUCACAUGAAUAUUUCUUUCCUUUCCUCUGUCCCUCUUUGCUCUCAGAAAAAGACUUACAGGGGCGGAUCCAGGAUUUUUUUUAGGAGGGGGUGCACUCGUCCCUUGCUCUACUUCAACACCAAUAAAGCACAUAGUUUUUUUUGCAGAAUACCAGUAGUAUUAGAAAACCGCAGGUCAUCUCAGGGUGGGGGGGGGGGUGCGCACCCCCGGCACCCUCCCCCUAGAUCCGCCCCUGACUUAAAUGUACAUGUACUGUCAGACAUACUUGCAUAUAGUUUUUUUUACGUAAGGUUUAGAACUUGCUUUCUCCUCAUUUUCAGAGUUCUGCAAAUUUGACAGCAACAGUCUAUUCACACAAAGCUUCUCAGCUGGUCAGCAAGCUCAGUAAUAUGGCUCAGAAACACUUUAAUUUAAAAUCUACAACAGUCACAGGGAUUCCAAUGAAGGUGAUGGCAACAUUUUGUAAGCAUAGUAUGACCACCUAUUGUUGACUAAUACAGAGGUCUAAAUAACUUUUGAAGUACAGUAGGUGUUAGAGCUUGAGUGGCGGCUUGAGACAUUUUUACAAAAUGAAGUAAGAUGAAAAUAAUAAUUCCUGCUAGUCUACGGUUGAUGCAAGGUCUUAUCAAAAUGCCUGCUGACAUUAAUAAUGUAAAUUCUGUGUUUUAUAGGAAGAGCAACAUUCUGGUAGUUCAGCUAAUUAUGAUGUAGAAAUCCUUCACUCUGCUGAGGUGCAUAUGGAACAGACUGUCGCAAGUGAGAAUUUAGAAAUGACUUCAUCAUUGGUCAGGAAUGAUAUUACGCUCCUGGCCUUGGUUGUUCCAAAGAUGGAUAGCACUAUCAACUAGAUAAAUCACUAUCCAUUUCUUCUGUGUUGUUAUACCAUUGAUUCAUAUGAUACAAACUGGCAUCCGAUUUUGCUUUAUCAUAAUUUGUUUUAUUUUGUUCUAAAUUAUGUUCCAAUACAAUAUGAAAAUAUUUGACGCCCAAAAUAUUUAUUUUAGGCCUCUUGAUAUAUACCACACUUCUCAAAUUCAUUAAUGAUUCAUAAAGAAAAUACAUUGUUUAAUGAUGUUUUUGGAAAUUAGAUGAAAAACUGCUCAUUUUUGCAUCCUCAAUUUCUCCUUCUAAAAUCAUUUUGUUUGAGAAGUAAUAUCAAGCAUUCGACACAGUGCCUCAUAACCAGGUGAAACACCUCAACAUUCAUCAAAAAUACUCCACUGCACGUUGUAUUUUCAACUCUCCUCUCAGUGCUUCAUCUGGUGAUGAAACUUGAUAUAUCACUUCUACACUGUUAGCAUUAAUACAUCUCUGGUUCACUCGACAGAUACACCACCUGAAAAAAAACGCUUUCAUCUAAUUGACAGAAAGUUAAUCAAAGAGGUCUUGAGUUAACACUUGGACAUAAUAAGUGCAUUAAUAAGUUGUGUGUAUUUUUACUCAUGUAGACCUGUUCUGUGGUGAUGACAGUUUACCAACAAAAAAGGAUGGAGCAUCUUCAUCAAAGGACACUAUUCAUCUUAAGUGGUGCACACCAAAAACAACGUCUGCUCCAGGUCAGUCAGCUUCUAAAUUCGUUAAUCUAUGAACUGUGUUUCAAGGUAACCUAGGUCUAUUUCCCCACCAUUAACCCCAAUUUGAUGGGUUGAUGGAAUAAUGGCGGCCACUAUUAAGCAUCAGAGCAGCUUUGUUAUCUCUGCUCCUCACAGUACAUAUGAUUUCUAUCAAUAAUUUAAGCUCUUUUUGAAUAGCUAAAAUUCAACUUUAUAGCAAGUUGGUUGUCAUGUAGAGGAUCUCUCUCUUUUUCAAACUGUUUUUGAAAUCUGUUAUAUUAGAACUUGUGACAUUGACCUUCCCUGAUUAGCCUAGCUACCUGCAGGUCAGUAAGAUUGUAAACAGAUGGUUAUAUAUAACAAUUUGAAACUUUCACUUCUCACCAUUGUGGCCAGGGUUCAAGUACCAGAAGUACGGUCAUACAUGAGUUGAGUUUGGUGAAGGUUCUUGUUGGUGCCUCAGGAGAUUUCCCUCUGGGCACUCCACCAUGUAGAUUUGCUAUCUCCUUAGUCAUCAUCAUUGUCAUCAUUAUCUUUAUUAUCAUCAAAAUGAGCCUAUAAAUUAAUAUACUUUUCCACUAAUGCUGAUAUUUUCUUUGUCAUUCCAGAACUUCAAGCAUGCACUGGAUGUUAUAGAAUCACCCCAGUUGAGGUACGGUACAACUGUAUGUAACAAUUUGUAAAUUUAUUUAAUUUAUGCAGCUACUAAAGUUAAUCUUGUGCACCACUUGUGGUGUCUUUAACUGUGAUAAUCUUUUCUGUAUUUAUUUCUUCUUCUCGCAGUUCAAAAAUAUGAAAUUCAUAUUUAUCAUCAUUUCAUAAAAGUUAUUGAUUGAUUGAUUGUUUAAGACAAUUUCAUUUUUCAUCAGGUGAAUAGCAGACCUACAGCAUGCCUGAUAUCUUUUCUCCUUCAAGGUAAAGGAAUUAUGUUUUUAUUAACUUUGCUUAGAACUCUAUAUGAAGAGUAGACUUGUACGUUUCCAAACCAGCUAGGCUAUGUAGCAUAUGCAACAAUGUGGAAUGGAGUCUUUUUUGAUAAAGGUUCUUGGUUAAAUCUGGAGACUAAUAGCUACUACUCAAACGAUUUUAACGGUUUCUUAAAACAAAUUAUAGUGGCUGGUGAUGUGGUCUCUGAUGCAUUAAAAGCCAAACUGGAAAUUUAAAGUUUUGAUCAGUGGUUGUGAUACUACAUGUUUAGACGACACUCUAGACAAAAUGAAGGAAUAACAGGAACCUCUGAAGAUCAUGAUCUGCAAACCUCUGCUGGUGAAUCCUGCAUGUGCCAUAACAGGAGAAAGGUCCUUGCCAACGGCUGAAGAUUUAGCUUCAGUAAUCUGACAAAUCUAAACAGCCACAAAGAGACAACAGAUAAAUUUGCCUUGCUGACGUAGCAAAUACAUUUGCUGUUCGUAACUAUAAUUGUAAAAUAAUUUGGAUAUAGUAAGAGUCCGGGCCUGCAAGUUCAAAAGAGGUGGUCACAGGCCCCCGCACUUUAAAACUGUUUUGCAGGCCCUGAUCUGUCAUCCCAGUACCUAGUGUAGGUAGUAAAUUUGUUGAUGACAAAUAUGUACACACUGAAGAGUUCUUGUCAUUGAUUUUUUGACAUUAUAGCUUUGGUAAAAUAAUAAUCUAGUAUCAUUUAAUGUGUAUUACAUAUACAGUCUCCCAUCUUCUUUUGCUUACUUUUAGGUCGACAGGUCAUGUUAGAACAGCCCAGAAAGUCUGGUGGAAAACUAGUUUCUCAUAUUUUAGCAAGUCAUGGAGGUGAUUCUGAUUUUUUGUAGGGGUAACUCUGCUCAGAUUAAUUAACCCGACUACAAUUUAUCUUGUAUUAUAUUUUUAGGUGACAUUUUCAUUCACUGUUUAGCAAAUUUUCGACCUCCGAUGGAAGAUCCCCCUUCCAUCAGUGAAGGUUGUGGGGGCCGUGUCACAGACUACAGAAUUAACGUAAGUUGGAGUCGUAGAAUUUAGUCACUUUCAUUUCAUUCAUUCAUGAGCCUGUUCUGGGCAUUCCGUUAGUAGAGUGCGGCGGUCAGAUGUUGGGGAGCGAGUUGAAUUGUACACUGGGAGAACGAGAGAAAAAAAUCCGCUCAGUUUUUUUCUUUGUCACUCUACUAUCUGAACGCCUGGAACAGGCUAGUCAUUCAUUCAUUUAUUUGCAUAGGUUAUAAUAGCAUGAUUUGUAGUGAUAUUUGGCAUAAAUACCACGAGGGAUAUUUUGGAAUUGUUAUACGUAAUUUCACAAGCCGUUAGGCGAGUGAAAUUUUAGACAAUUUUGAAAUAUCACGAGUUGUAUUUAUGCCAAAUAUCACGUACAAAUCAUGCUAUUAUUUGUUUAUACCACUACCUGCAAAAGAUUUGUAAUUUUCACACAGAGGUAUUUCAAAUUAAGCUGCAAAAACCACUGCUCUAAGCCAAUCAAAUUGCAGAAAUUUUUCAUGUAGUAGUAUAUAAUGCUAUUAACCAUUAAGUGUAAUUAUUUAUAAUUUACAAAACAAUAAAUUAAAAAUAUAUAUAUAUAUAUAUAUUAAAGAGGAGAGUCAUUAUUCUAUUUUACAAAUCUUUGAUAUGUUUAUGGCAAAGAAACCUAUAUAGAAGCCAGGGGCUUAUGAACAAUAAUCUUCCUGAAAAUGUGGGAUACACCAUGUUGAUUAAGGGUACUGAAUGAAACAAAAAAUGAUUUAUAAAAAAAUUGAAGAAAAAAAAGAAAAGAAAAAGUAUGUUGCUCAAAAAGAGUACAACUGAGUAAGAAAGAAGGAACUGUUUUUGUAUUUUGUUAAGGGAAGUGAUCAUUCAAAUAUCAUUUUUUCUGAGGGUCUUUUAUGUCUCCUCUGUAUUAUAAUAAAACUACUUUUCCAGUCCAGGCAAAUGACUUAAGCAAAGAUUGGAAACUAAGGUGGUUGCAUUAUUAUUUUGUUUCCUUAACAAAUAUAUAUAUUAAAUAGAUAAUAACUCAACUAUGAUGUUGAAUGUGUGUCGUUUGGUUUAAUAACGAUUUACUUGUAGCUUUUUUUGUUCUGUACAAUUUGACCAACAGGAUUUUGGUGAAUUUAUGAAAGCCAACAGGCUUGCACCAUGUUCUUGGAAUAAAAAGAAGGGAAAAUCUCCCUUGGAAAAAGGUACAGACAUAACAUAAGUCUUCUUUACUUUAAAUAAGAUUCUUGUAUGUUAUUGUUAGGCUUAACAUCAAAAAAUAAUAUGAAAAGGUUUUCUGUACCCAAGGCAAAGUAAUACUCAGUAAAGUAACGAAAGUUUAGUUUUAAAAUUUUGACAUGCAAUCAUUUUUGAAGGUUUUAACAACUGUAAGAAAAUUCUGUGUUUCACUCUCAUACAUCUUUUGGUCAACAAAAAACUGUUGUACAUCACACAGCUCCCGAGAAUGACACUGUUGACCAUUUAAGGGCAUGAACGAACAGUAACGUUUAAGAAAAAAAAACGGUUUUUUUCGCAGGCCUUUCAAGAUUAGAGCGCUGCACAAGGUACUGGCCCCUGGUGAUCAGUGAAACAAUACUUUGCAACGUUAAGCAGGUUUGUGAAAUACUGUUGUACUGAAAUAGCGGAUAUCUACUCCUCCAUGUAGUAUUUUGUGUCUAGAUUUGCUGAGGGUUAUUUGGGAUAUUCUUUGGAGAAUUGUACACCUUACGGUUUUGUAUAUUGGGUGGUGACAUUAAGCCGCUGAUCUUGACCUUUAUCCAUCUUUCAUUAGUUAACUAGAAGGGGAUGUAAAAGAUCCCACACUACUGUUUGAAAAGAGAAGAGGAAUUUUCACGGUGGUUUCUACAUCUGUUAUUACUUCACUUAUCACACACACAUAUCACACAGUAAGCUCACAAAUGGACCAAUAUUGGCAGCCAAUGGCUCUUUUGUAUGCCAAUGUCCAAUUUUGUUGUAUAAAGCAGAGAAUACUGUCAACUGAUCCUCGACGUUACGUUACCGUCAACUUUGCUUGUUAUUCACAAGCUUCACCACUCAGAAUGUAUAUUUUUGCCUCCAAACAGCUGUUAGAACCCCUCCCCACCCUGCUGAUGAAAGAGACUCUUACAGAGGACGAAAUGCUGGAGUGUAAAAGGGUAAGAACUUUCAAAACAGUUAUUGUGAUAACUCCCAGUAACAAACUAAGUCUCUGAGCCUAGCUGUACAUUUCCAAGUUGAUCCCAAUAAAUGACUCAUCGCUCGGUGACUUCAGAUCAAAAUCCAGUUCUUAUAAGAGCAUUGGAUGGGAUUGGCUCUCGAGGGGAUAGGGUUUCUUAGACAGUUUCAAAGGAAAGCAUGAGUAAGUUUAUUGAAGUUAAGGCUGUCAUACUUUAGUAUCAUUUUGCAUUGUUUUCUAUGUUUUCUUCAGGUAAUUUACAAAGUUCAGGCCAUGGAGAGUAGAUAUGAUCCUCUUCCUGUCUCCAUGACAGGAAUCAGGGGCAAAGGACCAAAGAGGUAAAAGCUUUUCAAGGCUGGAAAUUAAACUUAAUUUGAAGCGAAAAGAAAAAAAAAAUAAGGCACUGAAAAAUAAAUGGUUUAUUCACUUCAGCAACUCCGCCCUUCUGCUUAGGCAAAAAGGCUGUGUCCAGGUCAUUGCACAUGAUGGUCAUUCUGGGGUACCGUGCUCUGGCACUGAAACGAUGGUGGUUGACACUGAGUGCCGUUAAAGUUUACAUUCCCUGGUUGGAGCACUGUGCCUACUAAAGCUUUUUCCCUUUAUUUAAAUGUUUACCCUGGUUUCCAGGCCCAUGUUCAACAGGCGGAGGGUCUUUUCGGGAAAGGUUCCUAAAAAUAAGCGCGGAAAAUGACAAAAAGAAUUGUUUCCGUGUGCCAUGGAGUCGCUCUAAAUCUGGCAAUUAAUUGUGGACGCGGCCUAAGUUGUUGUUAGAGUCGGACAGGGUUUUGAAAGUCAUGAGUUUUGAUUCCAAUCUUUGUUGUUGUUUGAUUGUUUGUUUGUUUGUUCAGGGAAGAGCAGUAUCGUCAAGUGUGGGCCGAGUUAGACACCUUUCUUGAAGCUGCUAGCAGAACAUCCAAGAUGCAUGAAAAGGUAACCAUAACUGCAUACAUUGUCAACUGUCUCUAAAACGGACAAUGCUGGACUAUCGGUAUGAUUUUGAAAUCGGUUCUUCAUUCACUUUGAAGGCUAUGAUACUUUUUUGCUAAUCUUACCAGAUAUUUGCUGGGAAUACUACUGCACUGGACUUACAUCUUUCACAAUUUUCAGGUACUGGAGUGUUUGCGAGGCACAAGCCCUUCAAGCAGUGCCACAGGGAGCCCAAGGAGAGAGACACCCACGGAUGAAAUUGAAAGUGGGUUGUCAAUUGACAUCGAAAGUCUUCAUCUUUACAUUUCUUAAUCCCUGAUUGGGAACAGUGCACUUCAUAUUAUAAUUUCCCUUCUUUUAUCUUGUACAGAGGUAGGAGUCACUAAAUCCAGUCUCUCCGAAGUGACCCUGUCCUGGCAUGAGAUUGACAGGUCAGCUUGCGAAGUGUGAAAUGAUUUCUUUUAGAAACUUUUUUGGUAGAGCACUAGUUAAUAUGUGGACAGCAAGUCACUUUAACGUGUCUAAAGAUCUAUAAAGAUCUCACUUUGAGCGAAAGAGAUUCAUUUUCUUUUCUUUACUUUUACUUUUAGUUUAUGAAGUACACUUAAUACUUCAUAUCUAAAACAGCUUUUUUGUCACUGUAUUUCUUCUACUCGUAUUCUUGUUUUGGGUCACCUACGCGGUUAGUUCUACGAACUAUUUAGAUGUCCCGAACUCUGGACAAUCAACCUAAAAUUGAAAUAAUUUCCUUUCCUUUUUCACAUUUUGUAGUCCUAUUUUUCAAACCAGCAAAUUGUAAAUAGUACUAAUAUUCUGUGUGAGUUAAAUAAAAAUUGACUUGACUUAACUAACACUGUUUUAUAUCACCAGAUACCAGAGCAUGACUGAAAGAGAAAAAACGGAUUUUAACCGCGGUGAUACCAACAAUGAUCAUAUGUUUAAAAGAGGUUUGGGUACAGCGGUCUCAGAGCAGGCGCACAAGAAAUUUCGUGGAGAUAAUCAACCAGGAUUCAAUAAACAGACAGGGAGAGGUGAGGAAAUAAAGAAGACUAAGCUUAACUAAUUUUAGAAUUCAUUCACUGACUGACUGCCUAAAUUACGACUCAGUAAUGUGUGACUGACUCAUUGAUCGAAUAUGAAAUUGAUUGAUUAUAGGCGCUGCAACCUCACUGUUGUCAAUGUGGAAAAAUAAGAUGAACGCAAUCGCUGCUUCGCGGCACGAAGAAUUUGCUGGCAGGCUGCAGUCAACAGGAAACAAAGCCGAAUUGUACUCAACCCCCGUCGAUACGGGAAGCAACAGCAGGUGAAAAUGCGCGGGAAAAAACUGAGACUGGUGCCACUGAAGCCCAAGUCAAUAAUUUUUUUUUCAUUCAUUCAAACUAUUUCUAAGCGCAACCUUACCUUCUCGUAGACUUUCUUCAAAACGUUUAGUAGAUGACAUCCAUCUAGCAAUUUUUUUUUGCUUAUUAGUGUAUUUUUUCUGUUCAGUUUUAGUCAGUUAUUCGCCCACUUCGUCUUGAAAUAACUGUGAACUUAUUUUCACUCAUGCUAAAACAGCUAGGCUCCUGCGCCGCUACCAGGAAACGAGGUUGCGAUUGUAUAUCGGGACAAUGUACCAUUGUACCGAUGGCAAAUUGCUCGCAUUUUUCAAAUUUGGUCAGCGCCAGCAGGCUAUUUAACAAUUAUUCCUCGAGCCUGAAUGGGCUCUGAGUCAAUAGCCCAUGAGGCCGAGGGCCGAAUGGGCUAUUGACUGAGAGGCCAUGAGGGCGAGAGGAAUAAUUGUUUUAGUAAAAUCCUGCUAGUCGGUCAAAAAUAUCGAGACCAAAAAACUUUAGUAAACUUUAGCUAGUUAUUGCUAGACUUUAAUCCUUUUUUUGCCGCCAGAAAGCCGGCGCUUUUCGCUACUAGUGGGCUAUAACAUAUCAGUAGCCUAGUAGCAACUCAACCAAUAAGAACGCAGCAUUGAUAAUAGACCACUAGCUGGGAUUAAAGCCAAUUUAAAAACUGCGAAAUAUUAUAAAUGAAUGAUAAAGGAAGUUAACUGAAACUUUGUUAGUCUAUGUAAUCUAAACCAAUCCAAACCAGAGAUAGCAUUAAGUAACAUAGCCCGGCUGAUGGUGAUGCUAAUGUUUAUUGUCUUGUUGAUUUUCAGUGGAAGAGGAACUCCCGUUGAAGAAUGGUUAUAGAACCUGCCCAGACGUAUGUACCGUACACAAAGAGUAAAGCCUUACACACUUCAUUUCCCUCCUCUGUUGAUUAUGGGAUUUCUUAUCAAGUGCAUCAAAGGCCGGAAAUCUUUUAUUGAGGCAUAAAAUGCUCAC